Molecule: messenger RNA, 324 nt
Organism: Entrophospora candida
Lineage: Eukaryota; Fungi; Glomeromycota; Glomeromycetes; Entrophosporales; Entrophosporaceae
Source: the annotation of a GenBank genome assembly
AUGGUAUCAAAUGUAUUACAUCCCUAUUACUAUAGAAAUUUUACAUACGUAAUUAUAAAAGAUACGGAAAAAUUAUAUGGAACAGAUAUUGGCAAAUCAUUUUAUAAUCGGGAAUUUAGUUUUACAUUAAAUGGAGAUGUUUGUUCAAGAUAUAAUUCUUACAAUAGUGUUGAGGAAUUAAAGAAAGAUAUUAUAAAUAAAUGUCCUGAAAAAAUAGACAUCGGAACAAUCUACACUGCCAUGUCUUCUGUUCUUGAUAGUGCUGACAUGCAAGGUAAUACUGAUGGCCAUACUUUAUCAACCUCAACCUAUAAUCAGCAAUGA